AUGGGAGUGCCGGGCGUCAAGUGCGGCCGCGGCGGGCACCAUGCUCACGCUGCGGCUUGCGUGGGAGGAGUGGCCGGUGCUGCCCGCCUCCGACGACGUGGUCGCGCUGCACAUGGCCUUCUACGACACGGCGGCCUGCGUCUUCGUUGGGGCCACCUACGCCGUGGCACAAGCCGCCCUGGCGGAGCCGCUUCUCUUUCGGGGCCGGGCGGAGAAUAUGCUGCUGGUGGUGGAGGCGGUGACCCGCGACGAGCGGCAGGACGCGCCGGUGGAGGGGCGCCGCGUGCUGCUGUGGGGUCACGUCCCGCUUGCGGAGGCGUGUGCCUCGCACACCCUCGCGUUGCGCCCCGGCAGCGCCCAGCUGCUGCACCUGAACGCCGCGGCGUGGCCGCGCGGGGGCGCCGCGGGCGAGGCCGUGAGUCUGAAGUACACCUGCGUGGCUGUGGAGGAUGUGGUGGUGGUGCAGCGCAUGUCGCGUCUCGUGCCGCCCGGCGUCGUAGUCACGCAGAGUUUCACGGAAAGCGCGCCGACGGCCGCCGCCGACUCCUUCCGCUGCGUUGUGCAAAAUAUUCAGCUCCACCCCGCACCGGGGAACACGGAGUGGCGCGACCGGACGGCGGAGUGGCGCGUCGCCGCGGUGGCCCACAACGGCUACCAGCAGCUCGGGCAGGGCGCUGA
Molecule: messenger RNA, 678 nt
Organism: Trypanosoma conorhini
Lineage: Eukaryota; Euglenozoa; Kinetoplastea; Trypanosomatida; Trypanosomatidae
Exons: 1
Coding region: 1-678 (225 amino acids)
Source: RefSeq, a predicted model, not a curated record